This is a messenger RNA of Sodiomyces alkalinus F11, 984 nucleotides long. Its product is annotated as solute carrier family 25 member 42. Gene Ontology annotation, biological process: transmembrane transport. The coding region runs from base 1 to 984 and encodes 327 amino acids. Lineage: Eukaryota; Fungi; Ascomycota; Sordariomycetes; Glomerellales; Plectosphaerellaceae. The transcript is spliced from 5 exons. The record is from RefSeq and is a predicted model, not a curated record.
AUGCUCGCCACACCCUCGUCAACUGACCAUCGAGGCGGGCCAUCCAGUGGCCUCACCAAAUUACGCAACACUGUAUCACAACCUGUUGUUGCGGCUUUCUGUGCCGGAGGCGUUGCUGGUGCUGUCUCUAGGACUGUGGUGUCCCCAUUGGAGCGUCUCAAAAUCCUUUUUCAAGUGCAAAGCGCCGGGCGUGAUGCAUACAAGGUCUCUGUUAGCCAGGGCUUGAAGAAGAUGUGGAGAGAAGAGGGUUGGAGAGGAUUCAUGCGUGGUAACGGGACCAACUGCGUUCGCAUUGUCCCGUACUCGGCUGUUCAAUUCGGCAGCUACAACUUCUACAAAAGGAACAUAUUUGAGCCUUCCCCUGGUGCCGACCUAACACCAGUAACUCGGCUAGUCUGCGGAGGUGCUGCUGGAGUCACAUCGGUAUUCUUUACGUACCCUCUCGACAUUGUCCGGACGCGCCUCUCUAUCCAGACAGCCUCCUUUGCUGAGCUAGGUACAAGACAGAAAGAAUUACCGGGCAUGUGGACCACCAUGGUCUCAGUGUAUAGGACUGAAGGAGGGAUCUUAGCCCUAUAUCGGGGAAUUGUACCAACCGUUGCCGGAGUCGGCCUUAAUUUCAUGACUUACGAAUUCGUCCGAAAAUACCUGACCCCGGAGGGUGAUAAGCAUCCUAAUGCUUUUCGGAAACUUCUUGCAGGAGCCAUUUCCGGUGCCGUCGCUCAAACUUGCACUUAUCCCUUUGAUGUCCUGCGCCGCAGAUUCCAGAUCAACACAAUGACUGGUAUGGGUUAUCAAUAUAAGGGAAUUGCAGAUGCUGUAAGAGCGAUUGUUACGCAGGAAGGCGUGAAAGGCCUCUACAAGGGGAUCGUGCCUAAUCUACUCAAGGUGGCCCCGUCAAUGGCAUCGAGUUGGCUCAGUUAUGAGCUUUCUCGAGAUUUCUUGGUCUCUCUUCAGUCUGCACGGACGGAGGGUGUAUUAUAA